CUUCUGGUGCCCUCUUCUAUUUUUCCUUGUUCCCUACUCCCACCCCAAAAGCAUUCUGGAUAUAAACCAGUGGGACGAGGACGUGACUUCAGGACAAUAAAACAGACGCUAGUGUGAAAGAGUAUAAAGACACCAGCACGGUGUGAUACUGGAGGAGCAUCGGCAAGCACAACUUCCGAAAGGACCAAUCCAAAGACCUCCAUUUACGCAGUCCAAGAGGACUGACAUAUUUUCACUGUCAGGGACUUAACCAUGAAGUUUAGUGUGCUACUGUUUUUUGCUGGGCUCUUUGGUGCUUUGGGGACAGUCUUCAUCCUCCUAUCAUUCGGUACAGAUUAUUGGCUCUUGGCUUGGGAGACUUCCAAAACAGAUUCUCAGCUGCCGGACACUGUAGAGCAUGGGAAUUUGACCUUUUACCAUGAGGGCUUUUUCUGGCGCUGCUCAUUUGAAGGAGAAGGGGACGAGGACAUCCUUUUGAAGUUCUGGUUCACAAACCAGCCAUUCACCAAAAAGUGCGUACAAGCCUACCUCUCUCCCUUCCCUGUAUCUGAACAGACCCACAAUGCAACCACUUAUGAGUCUGCCAUCAUCUACAGAGGCUUCUGGAGUGUCUUCAUGUUGUUGAGCGUGACUGCAGUCAUCUUGGGUGGCUUCAUUCUAGUAUGUGCUGCUCCAUUCACCAGUCCCUGCCUCUAUAAAGCAGGUGGUGGACUCUACCUCACAGCUGGUUUCUUCAUCCUUCUCGCCACUGUGCUGACUGUCAUCUGGUUGGAAGUGAUGGAUGUGGUGGAUUUGUAUGUGGAGUACCAAAAGAGUUAUCUGUGUCCGGAUUUUCAGCUGAAUAUUACGUAUGGUCUUUCGUUUAUGUUCGCCCCAGUGGGCGUGUUCUUCUGCUUUCUCUCUGGCCUGCUCUUCCUCCUGAUUGGGCAGGCACUGAAGAAGCAUUACCAAUAAGCAUAUUAAUGACCAGCAGAAUGAUAUUUGUUCAUGUUCUUGGUAAAGACUGUAUAGCAGUGAGUGUAUGGAAAUAAUACAAAUGUUAACAUCUUUGUAUUCUAUGCUGGGAAGGGUGGGUGGGGGUGGAAUUUAUUUAUCCUGAAAGUGUGGGAUGCAGAGAAAAGUAAUCGUAUGCGUGUUUUCAUUGGAGGUCCAUGGCUGAUUUGGGCAGUGGUUUCAGGAAGCUUUUUUAUUACUGCUCAAUAAGAGGUACAUUUUGUGAAGCAGGAUGUUUUGUCUUGCCAGACUAGCUGGUUGGCUAACAUAUUGGCUGGACACAGAAUUACCAGUCCUCCUUCUAAAAUGUUAUAAAUCUGCAUUUAUCUAUCCUGUGGAUUACCAAAUAUUUUUAUUUAAUCACUUUAUUUCAGCAAGAAUGAAUAUCAGGUGCGUACUGUAAUACUGUUAAAUUGUGGGGCUAGAUUACGGAUGAUAUGGGAUCACUUGAUGUAUAUGUGUGUGUGCGUGUGUGCGUGUGUGUGUGCGUGUGUGUGUGCGUGUGUGUGUGUGUGUGUGUGUGUGUGUGUGGGUGGGGCCAUCCUUGUACAGAUGUAUGGGAUGAUAUUGCAGUGUUCUUUAAAAAUCUCUGUGAUUCUUAUACCAUAUAUACGACUGGUCAAAGUUUGGGACACACGCUCAAAAUAAGGUAUUUAUUUGUACUAUUGUCUACUAUUUCAGUACAAUCAUGGAGAUACUGGCACGAUGAACUAACGUGUUAUAAGUUAGUGUCUAUAAAUUCUUAGUAAAUUCUUAAGCAUUCACACACCCUUGGCAUGUUCUCAACCAGCUUCACGAGCGAGUUUCACCCAAACGAGCUUUUCUUGAAGUUCCCAAGGGCACUUUUUAAAUUCGAAAGGUCUAAAUAAAAACUACUUGUCUGGGGAAACAAUUUCAUUUGAAGUCACAACUACUUGUCUUUACAUAAAACUAUAUUUUCAUUCUUUAAUAAAUGAAUGCCAAGUGAACUUGGGCAUUAGUUCACUAUUUAGUUUUGUCUUAGAAAUGAGUUUCAACCAUAAGGCUUUAUCUAAAUGUCCUUUUGAAUUGUAGUGCAGCUUAUCAAAUCAACUGUGUAGAAAUGUAUGUAAAUUUCCUAUAAUUUGUAUCACCGUGCUAAUCUUAUGAUACAGGUUGGUUGGUUAUGAACAUUUAUGAAGAAUUGGUGUCUUGCUUGGAAAAAAAAAAGAGCUUAUUUUUCCACCAGCCCUGAAAGUUUAUGACACUUAUUAUAUGACUAAGAUGUCUAAUGUUAUUAAUUUUCGUGAAAUAACCAGCUCGGUUUUGUCUACCCAGAUGAGUGGAACCUUUUCAGCUCAAGCUUAAAGCGCUUUUUUUUUUCCCCUGUCCAUAUUUUAUCAUAUUUUUUUUAAAUCAUAUUUUAAAUGAAUUAAUAAACACUCAAGCUAAAUUCA
Molecule: messenger RNA, 2408 nt
Organism: Ictalurus punctatus (channel catfish)
Lineage: Eukaryota; Metazoa; Chordata; Actinopteri; Siluriformes; Ictaluridae
Gene: tmem182a
Product: transmembrane protein 182a
Exons: 5
Coding region: 253-954 (233 amino acids)
Cellular component (GO): membrane
Source: RefSeq, a predicted model, not a curated record